Cuscuta campestris is the source of this 1928-nucleotide messenger RNA. The record is from the annotation of a GenBank genome assembly. Lineage: Eukaryota; Viridiplantae; Streptophyta; Magnoliopsida; Solanales; Convolvulaceae.
CUCAACAUUAAAUAGAUCUUCAUGAAGACCCAUUGCCCAAAAAACCACCAAUUUUCACGAACACUUUCAUCAGCUCAAAACAACCAUCACAAGUUCUGAAUCCGAAGAAGCCACCCUAUUUCACUUUCUGUCUUUUUUGAGGAGCCUUUAGAGAUGUUGAAACUGCUGAUCCUAUUUGUUUUACUGAUAAUAAUUGGGGUUUUGAGCUUCCCAUUCUCUUCUUCAACUCCCGUAGAUGUGAGGCCAGAGUCACCGGUUUCUUACCCAGUUCUUCCAGCUGAGCGAGAACCCAUUUUUCAGCUUCCUUCAAGCUCCAGUGCCCAUUCUCCAGGGACUGCAGAUGUCGGGGCAGUUCGGCAUAAAAGCAUGACAAAGAGCAUUCGGAUUGCUCUUAUUAUUUCCUCAUCCAUUCUUGGUGGGAUUGUGCUGUUGCUAUCUGGGUGUUGGGUUUACAGGCUGACUAAACUGAAGAUUUCCAAUGAAAAUUGGAAGCAGAAUGCAGGAUGUACCAAGAGACUUUCGUGUUCUCCGGUUAAGGAUAAAAAAUUGGCAACUCUUAAAGCCGAUGGUCGGAGGGGCUUAGUUUCUCUUCUGGAAUACCAAUUGUUACUAGCUGCUACUAACAAUUUUGCGGAUGAAAAUUUAUUGGGGGGAGGAAGAUUAGGACAAUUGUAUAAGGCAAGAUUUGGCGAUGGCUCUGAGGCAGCUGUUAAGAGACUUUCGUCUGGUGGAGAACAUAAUGCUCAAAAAGAAUUUGAGAAUGAGGUUGGUUUCUUGAGUAAACGUCAGCACCAAAACAUAGUUUCUCUGUUAGGGUACUCCAUUCAUGGCGAUAUGCGUUUCUUGGUGUAUGAAAUGAUGCACAACAGUUCUUUGGAAUUUCAGUUGCAUGGGCCUUCUCAUGGAUCAUCUUUAAGUUGGCCUCUCCGGAUGAAAAUUGCCUUGGACGUUGCGAGAGGAUUAGAAUACCUUCAUGAGCGUUGCUACCCCACUGUGAUCCACCGAAAUCUCAAGUCAUCAAAUAUACUUCUUGAUAACAACUUCAACGCAAAGAUAUCUGAUUUUGGCCUUUCCAUAACUGGUGCAAACAUAAACAAGAGCAAUGCCAAAAUUUCAGGAUCACAAGGCUAUGUUGCACCGGAGUAUCUCUUGGACGGUAAAUUAAGUGAUAAGACCGAUGUGUAUGCUUUUGGCAUUAUUCUUCUAGAGCUUUUGCUUGGGAAAAGGCCCGUGGAGAGAGUGGGAGAAACUAAGUGCCAAUCAUUAGUUACAUGGGCUAUGCCCCAGCUUACUGACCGAUCAAAGCUUCCUAAUAUUGUUGAUCCUAUCAUUAAGAACACAAUGGACGUAAAACACUUGUAUCAGGUUGCUGCAGUAGCUGUGUUAUGUGUGCAACCAGAACCAAGCUAUCGACCAUUGAUAACAGAUGUAUUACACUCUUUCAUUCCGCUUGUACCAAAUGAGCAUGGUGGGUCCCUUAGGGUAGUUGAUUUUGCGCUACCCACCACCGGAUUAUAGCUUCCUACAUUAUCUUCGAUCUCAGACCCUUCAAAUGCAUUUGCUACUUGAUUACACUAGGGAGACAUGACAAUGAUAUACAUGGCAUUUUGUUAACCUGUAAAUUGAGAAAGUAUUCGCUAGUUCAACAGGCCUUUCAAUCAUCUGUAUGUAUUUAUUGAGUGGGUAUGUACAGAUUACUAAAUAUGAUGUUGAAAACAAUGAAUAAGGUUACUUCCUGUUUGCCCUUUGCUACUUCUUUGUUUGAAAAUAAUGAAUAAGGUUGCAUGGAUCAGAAUCACAGACAAUAGUGGGGAUACCAGUGAAGAAGCAUAAUCCAUGAAGAACACUCUGGAGUCUGCAGAACAAAGAAUGAUUGAACCCGCGUUUCGGAAGAAUUAUUGAAGAAUGAAAAAAAGAAUGUGAGGUUU